CGGUUUCGCCCUGUCGAUUUCUAUCUUUACACCGUAGUAGCAAACGUUAGCUACACGUUAGCUACAGGUUAGCUAUGGAGCAAACAACACAGUUAGUGAUGUGUUUCAGGUCGUGUUAGCCGCUGACAGAAUGAGAUAAGAUGGAUACUGUAACGACAGAUUCGUCUGCGAUUGAGGAGGAUGUUUGUUCAGACUCAGAGGUGUUAUGUUUGAUGAGAGUCGGAAGAAAUUCAGACUGGCUUCGCUUGUUCGAAAACACUGAGAUCACUAUAGGACGUGGCUUGGAUGUAACUUACCAACUGUUGUCUCCAAGUUGUCCUCUGAUGAUCUCCAGACUGCACUGUGCUUUCAAGCAAAGGGAAGAUGGACACUGGACAGUCACAGACAAGAAGAGUCUCAACGGUGUGUGGGUGAAUGGAAAUCGCAUAACCGCUGAAGAAGCCCACCAGCUGAGGCUCGGAGACUCCAUACAACUUGGGGUUCCUUUAACUGGAACCUACGUGGAGUUUGACUACAUCCUCGUCCAGCGGCCCCUCAAAGACAUUAAACUCUACCUGACAAAGGGACACAAAGAGGGCGCCAAAGCAGCCCAAGUUCCCAAGAAGUCCAAGAGGAAGUUGACGGUGGAAGAAGUCGAGCCGUCUACCUCAAAGCCCAAGCUCUACCGCUGCUCCUCUGCAGACAAGUCGUUUGCAAAGCCCUGCCCUCUGUCACCAGUGAAACGGCAGCAAAGGCUCAGUCACACCAUGCCACAGGAAACCGGACCCAGCCGACAAGUCCAGGAAGUAGACCGGCCCUCAGAUGACUCCAGCAGAUCACAAGGAGACCUGGACAACUUGCAGAUGUACAGCCAGAACAUCCUGAUGCUGAGGGAACAGGUGGACGACACCCAGAGGCAGGUCUCCUCGCUGGGGGGACAACCCAAGCAGGCUGACCCGCUCAGGGAGGAGCACGUCAGGGAGCUGCACGGUCAGCUGGAGACGCUCAGAGCCAAGAUGCACCGGAUGGAGACGUUAGAGAAGUCCUUCAGUGAAACUAAGAGGCAGCUGGAGGCAGAGAAAACACAGCAUCAAGAGGAGCUUAUGAAAAAACAGUUGCACGACGCCUUGCAGGAGCAAAAGAAAGUAAUAGACGAACUCGCCCUUUCCCGGGAAGACUUUGAAGAAAUUCUCUUGGCCAAAAACAAAGAGCUAGAAGUGUCAAAGGAGGAGAAAGAAAUGGCGAGGGCCCAAAAAGAGGAAGUAGUUACACAAGUGACCGAAGUUCUGGAGAACGAGCUUCAGUGCAUCAUCUGCUCCGAACUCUUCAUUGAGGCGGUCAUCCUGAACUGCGCUCACAGCUUCUGCAGUCACUGCAUCAAGCAGUGGCGCAAAAAGAAGGACGAGUGUCCCAUGUGCCGACAGGCCAUCCAGUCCCAGACCCGCUGCCUGGCCCUGGACAACUGCAUCGACAGCAUGGUGGAAAACCUGAGCCUGGACAUGAAGUCGAGGCGGCAGACCCUCAUCACUGAGAGGAAAGCAGCUGACUCAGGGGCUCAGGUGAUGGUGAUCCACGACGACGACAGCAGCAGCAGGAGUAGCGACAGCGACGGCAGCAUGGUGUCCAUAGAUAGCAGCCUGAGUUCUGUGGUCUCUGUGGACACAGACAGCAGCAUCCACUUGGACUCCAGUCCGCCCUACAGCGGUUACUCUGAUGAAAGUCUCGAUGAGUUGGACGAUUAGCCCUUUUCCCUCCUGCGGGCUGCAAUGUGAAUUGGACUUCUUUUGGUGUUGAAUUUCCCUGGAUUGUUCCCAGAUAGUACGCAAAGUUUACAUUCAGCACAUUCAGCACAUUCAGCACAUUCUGCACAUUCUGCUAUGGUCUACAGUUUUCUUUUUGUAAAAUUCUAAGUUGUCUUUUUUUCCGUUAUUUUCAAAAAAAGGAAUAAAGUUUUUUUUCCUACGCA
Messenger RNA from Cottoperca gobio, 1945 nucleotides. RefSeq names its product ring finger protein 8, E3 ubiquitin protein ligase (gene rnf8). The record is from RefSeq and is a predicted model, not a curated record. The transcript has 9 exons. Gene Ontology annotation, cellular component: site of double-strand break; cytosol; ubiquitin ligase complex. Lineage: Eukaryota; Metazoa; Chordata; Actinopteri; Perciformes; Bovichtidae. The coding region runs from base 141 to 1721 and encodes 526 amino acids. Gene Ontology annotation, biological process: protein K48-linked ubiquitination; double-strand break repair; ubiquitin-dependent protein catabolic process. Gene Ontology annotation, molecular function: histone binding; ubiquitin protein ligase activity.